This is a messenger RNA of Anolis carolinensis (green anole), 2857 nucleotides long. It is a transcript of the gene cnot10, whose product is annotated as CCR4-NOT transcription complex subunit 10. The record is from RefSeq and is a predicted model, not a curated record. Lineage: Eukaryota; Metazoa; Chordata; Lepidosauria; Squamata; Anolidae. The coding region runs from base 482 to 2713 and encodes 743 amino acids. Gene Ontology annotation, molecular function: protein binding. Gene Ontology annotation, biological process: mRNA catabolic process; negative regulation of translation. The transcript has 22 exons. Gene Ontology annotation, cellular component: CCR4-NOT complex.
GGCUAUUAUUAUUUUCCCCCAUCCCAACUUAUUCCUGGCAUGAUGGGUGACGAAAACAAUGAGGAAGACACGCGUCGUGCAUCCGUCUCCACGCGCUGACGACAAGUGCCGCCGCGCCCUAGGCGCCUAGGCCGCGCCCUCACGCUCUAUUCAGGCGCGGUCGACAGCAAGGGAAGGAAGGGCCCGAAGGAAGCCUUGGAAGGAGUGUCAGGCAGGACAACUCUACCUUCUAUGCAUGCAGACAGAAUCUCUUGUGCACCUAAUCCUAGAGAAGGAAAACCUUUAAAUUAUAAUUAUCCUCGACUUAUCUAUGGAUUAUAUCAAAAUCCAUAAUUUUGGUUCCAAACCUGUCCUGAAUUUAUACCUGAGGUAUUUCUACAUAUUUCUACUUACUCUAUGCGGAGGCUUGUGAGGCGCGGGAGGCCUUUUCGUGGAGUCCGUCCAGGCCGCAGCUCUCGGCAGAAGGCUGUAUAGCAACCCCAUGGCGGCGGACAGAGGCGGAGAUCAGGGAACAGAAAAACAUGAAGGAACAGGUAUCUCUUCUGGGAUUACUGAUCAAGAGAAGGAGCUAUCAAACAGUGCACUGCAAGCAUUUACGAUCGGAAACUAUGAUGUUUGUCUCCAACAUCUUAGCUGUUUGCAAGAAAUAAACAAGGACGACUACAAAAUAGUUUUGAAUAUGGCUGUAACAGAAUUCUGCAAAAGCAAUCAGACAACAACCGAUAAUUUGAAGCAAACACUUAACCAGCUGAAAAACCAGGUUCAUUCAGCAAUUGAGGAAAUGGAUGGCUUGGAUGAUGUUGAAAACAGCAUGCUGUAUUACAAUCAAGCUGUUAUUUUGUAUCAUCUGCGGCAGUACACAGAAGCAAUAGUAAUUGGAGAGAAGCUUUACCAAUUCAUAGAACCUUUUGAGGAGAGGUUUGCCCAGGCAGUUUGCUUUUUACUCGUGGAUCUAUACUUGCUCACUUGCCAAGCCGAGAAAGCUUUGCACCUGCUUGCUGUAUUGGAAAAAAUGAUUUCACAAGGUGGCAACAACAAAAAUGGGAGAAAUGAGACAGGUAAUAACACUAGUAAGGAAGCAUCCAAUCAUAAAGCUGAAAGCGGAACCAUUACAGAAGCUGCUAAGUCUAAAAUACAUCAGUAUAAAGUGCGAGCCUAUAUUCAGAUGAAGUCUCUAAAAGCAUGUAAGAGAGAGAUUAAGUCAGUUAUGAACACAGCUGGAAAUUCUGCUCCUUCCCUUUUUCUGAAAAGCAACUUUGAGUAUUUAAGAGGCAAUUAUCGGAAAGCAGUUAAGUUGUUGAACAGCUCUAAUAUAGCUGAACAUCCAGGAUUUAUGAAGACAGGUGAAUGCCUACGAUGUAUGUUCUGGAAUAAUCUGGGAUGCAUCCAUUUUGCCAUGGGGAAACACAAUUUAGGGAUUUUCUAUUUUAAAAAGGCUUUGCAGGAAAAUGACAAUGCCUGCGCACAGCUUGGGACAGGAGGCCCAGACCCAGGUAAAAAAUUCUCAGGAAGACCAAUGUGCACGUUACUGACCAAUAAGCGUUAUGAGUUGCUCUAUAACUGUGGCAUACAGCUUUUGCACAUUGGGAGGCCUCUCGCUGCUUUUGAAUGCCUGAUAGAAGCUGUCCAGGUUUAUCAUUCCAACCCUCGCCUCUGGCUGAGAAUAGCUGAAUGCUGCAUUGCGGCCAAUAAAGGAAGUUCAGAACAAGAAACCAAGGGCCUUCCAAGCAAAAAAGGCAUUGUGCAGUCCAUUGUAGGCCAAGGCUAUCAUCGUAAAAUCGUCUUGGCAUCCCAGUCUGUACAGAACAUUGUUUAUAAUGAUGGUCAGUCUUCAGCUAUCCCUGUAGCUAGCAUGGAGUUUGCAGCCAUUUGCCUAAGAAAUGCCUUGCUGCUUCUGCCUGAAGACCAGCAGGAGUCGAAGCAGGAAAAUGGGUCUAAAGUUGGGAACCAGUUGGGAAACAAUGAAAGCAGUGAGAACAACGAAGCUUGCAGUAAUAAAAGUCAUGAAGGAGACAAAUGUGUUCCUGCUCCACCAUCGUCUCCAUUGAGGAAGCAAGAAUUAGAAAAUUUAAGAUGUUCCAUUCUUGCGUGCAGUGCUUACGUUUCUCUGGCAUUGGGAGACAACCUCAUGGCUUUGAAUCAUGCUGAUAAACUUCUUCAACAACCCAAACUGUCAGGAUCCCUUAAAUUCCUUGGCCAUUUGUAUGCUGCAGAAGCCCUCAUUUCUCUUGACAGAAUCUCUGAUGCCAUUACUCACUUGAACCCUGAGAAUGUCACUGAUGUGUCCCUGGGGAUUUCUUCAAACGAGCAGGAUCAAGGAUCAGAUAAAGGAGAAAAUGAAGCCAUGGAAACCACUGGGAAACAGACGCCCCAGUGUUACCCCAGCUCUGUGACAUCUGCACGAACCAUGAUGCUUUUCAACCUGGGAAGUGCCUACUGCCUGAGGAGCGAGUACGACAAAGCCCGAAAGUGUCUGCACCAGGCUGCCUCCCUAAUUCAUCCGAAAGAGAUUCCACCAGAGGCAAUCUUGUUGGCUGUGUAUCUUGAACUUCAGAAUGGCAACACCCAGCUGGCUCUGCAAAUCAUCAAAAGGAACCAGCUCCUGCCUUCAGUGAAAAUGCUGUCCGAGAUGCGGAAGAAGCCCGUCUUCCAGCCAACGCACCUGGUCCAGCCCAUUCAGAUGCCAGCAUUCACCACUGUUCAGAGGAAGUGACGUUUUGUGUUGUAAACUUGUCCUCCAAGGAAAGCACUUGGAUCGUUUUGUAAUUUUAAGAACAUUGUUUCUUUUAUUUGCAUACGAGAUGUAUGGAAGUGUUGGUAUGUGUUUUUCAUUAAAAAAAGAAACCUACAAAAAUGA